Molecule: messenger RNA, 725 nt
Organism: Polistes dominula (European paper wasp)
Lineage: Eukaryota; Metazoa; Arthropoda; Insecta; Hymenoptera; Vespidae
Product: complex III assembly factor LYRM7
Biological process (GO): mitochondrial respiratory chain complex III assembly
Cellular component (GO): mitochondrial matrix
Molecular function (GO): protein folding chaperone
Source: RefSeq, a predicted model, not a curated record
GAAAAUUCAACAAUAAUCAUGUUCUAUGAAAUAUCUUAAUACGGUACUGAGAUUGGCGCUAAGAUAUCCAAUCAAAAUGCGAGAUGCUGUUAGUGCUCUUUAAAUAAAUCUUCCGCUAAAUAUUUAUUGCGUACAAUCAUUGUUGUAAAUGAUUGAAAUUUCUAUUGUUUAAUUGUUAUCUCAUUGUUAAAUUAAAAUUUGUUUUUUAAAUAUGGCAGAAAUUCUUCGACGAGAAAUAUUGCAUCAAUUUAAAGUAUUACACAGAACGAGAUUAAAUACGUUUAAAGGAGAUGAAAAUGCAUUGAAAGUAAUCAGAGCUAAAAUAAAUGAAGAGUACCGAAAAAAUAAGGAUAUUACGAAUCAAGAUACUAUAAAAGAGUUAAAUAAAUUAGCACAAGAAGUUGAGCAUGAACUGCGAUUUGGCGUAAUUCAAGCAACCGAGAAGGAACCUGGAGUAUAUGCACUUCGAAUUACACCUGAAAAAUUAUUAGACAAUGCAACGUGCGAAAAUGUAUCUAGUUCAAAUAAUAGUAAAAGUAAGUUACUUAAUAAAAAAUCAGUUUGCGGAGAAAAUAUUAAGAAAUCGUAAUCUUUGACGCAAGUUCAAUAAUAGGAUAAUUUACUAAAUUAUAGAUAAAAAUGACGAUUGUAUUAUAGUUGUAUAUUUAUAUAUAGUAAAGCAAGCUGUUUUAGCUACAUUCUAAUAAACAUAUUUUUUAUUUUUA